AUGAAAUUUAUCAUUGUAAUUGCAAUCUUAAUCGUUGGUACUUAUUAGCUUAUGCCUAUGCCCAAAUAGUUUGUUAAAGGGUCAAAGAGCAUGAAAGUUAUUAAUAAAUGUGGAAUACAAUUUACAAACGGUAAUCAAUAUCCAGAACAUGUAAUUGAAUUAUUGCGUCAUUAUCAUUCAUUAAUGACAUCAAAAAAUGAAUGUAAUUUUGAAUAGGCUUUGAAUUUCAAUCUCAAAAAUUAAGGAGCUUUGAAAUUUCAUAUUUCCCUUCAAAAUGAUGAACAAUUAUAUUGGGUUAAUAAAACUUAAUAAGAAGCUUAUAUUUUGAAAAUUGAUGAAUAUUUAAACAUAUAAAUUGAUGCUCAUAAUCAUUGGGGUUUGGCUCGAGCAUUAGACACAGUGCAUUAAUUAACUGAAAAUGAUCGCAUUGAAUUCCUACCACUUAUAAUUGAAGAUGAGCCAGCCUAUUCUUUUAGAGGUGUGAUGGUGGAUACAGCAAGACACUUUUUGCCUUUAAAGACUCUUGAGAGGACUAUUGAUGCAUUGGCUAUCAAUAAAAUGAAUGUAAUGCAUUGGCAUAUCACUGAUGAUGAAAGUUUUCCUUUACUUCUAACAAAUUAUAGUCGCAUAACCCACACAUCUAAAUAUUCAGAAAAUGAAUACUACACAAAAUCAGAUGUAUCCUAUUUGAUAGAGUAUGCAUCCAUAAGAGGAGUGUAAAUAAUACCUGAAAUUGAUUCACCAGCCCAUGUGUAAUCUUGGGGAAGGAAUAUUAGUGAUUUAGAAUAUAUUAUUUUAAAUUGUGGAAGCACAAUUAAAUAAUAUGGGCAAUUCGAUCCUACUUUAGAUUUAACUUAUGAUGUGGUUAAAUCAGUCUUCUAAGAUUUAUCUGAUAUGUUUAGCAAAGUGCAGUUUAUUCAUUUUGGUGGAGAUGAAGCUAUCAAGAGUUGCUACAACUAAAGACCAUCAAUCAAAGAGUUCAUGGAUAAAAAUGGCAUUGCAGAUUAUAUAGAAUUGCAGACUUAUUACAGAUAACGAUAAAAAAGUAUAUGGAAAAAUGAAAUUAAAUCUAAAUAGAGAAUAGCCUAUUGGUAUAAUAAGGACGAUAAAUUACCUGCUGAAGAUGAAGAUAUCAUUCAUUGGUGGGGUACUACAGAUGAACUCGAAUUAGUAGCAAAUAGAACUAAUGAUUUCAUACUUAGUGACUAUCGUCCAUUGUAUUUGGACAUUGGUGUUGGAAAUGCUUUUGGAAAUACCUAUCAAACUUACUAAACUUGGAAAGACAUUUACAAAUGGACUCCAAAAGCUCCAGAAGGAUUCAAGGGCAAAAUAAUUGGAGGUGAGGCACCUCUUUGGGGAGAAACCAAUAAUGAAAAUACUCACUUCUAAAGAUUGUUCAUAAGAUCAUCCAUUUUGGGAGAUACUUUAUGGAAUCCUUUCUCAAAGCAAUCAGAAAAAUUCUAUGAAUUCGCUGAUAGACUAGGGUAAAUGGAGGAUAGAAUGAACAAAUAUGGAUUUCCAGUAUCCCCUUUCACUCAUGAUUAUUGCAAGAGACAUACCAAAAUUUGUUUUCCUAUCUUGUAUGAAGAAGAAGAACCAAGUAUCGGACAAUAGCAUUAAUUUAAAGAAUUAUGA
This is a messenger RNA of Paramecium tetraurelia, 1635 nucleotides long. RefSeq lists its product as uncharacterized. Gene Ontology annotation, cellular component: membrane. Gene Ontology annotation, molecular function: beta-N-acetylhexosaminidase activity. NCBI's taxonomy places the organism in Eukaryota, Ciliophora, Oligohymenophorea, Peniculida, Parameciidae. The transcript has 3 exons. Gene Ontology annotation, biological process: glycosaminoglycan metabolic process; carbohydrate metabolic process. The record is from RefSeq and is a predicted model, not a curated record.